Panthera uncia (snow leopard) is the source of this 5026-nucleotide messenger RNA. RefSeq names its product ADAM metallopeptidase with thrombospondin type 1 motif 2 (gene ADAMTS2). Gene Ontology annotation, biological process: extracellular matrix organization; proteolysis. Bases 139 to 3777 code for a protein of 1212 amino acids. The transcript has 22 exons. The record is from RefSeq and is a predicted model, not a curated record. Lineage: Eukaryota; Metazoa; Chordata; Mammalia; Carnivora; Felidae. Gene Ontology annotation, molecular function: metalloendopeptidase activity; zinc ion binding.
GCCUCGCCUCCUCCGCCCCGCGCCCUGCGGUGCUGCAGCUGCGGGCGGCUCCAGCUGCCCCCAGAUGUGGGCUGGGCGGCGCGCGGGGAACUUUCGCGCCGGCAGCGAGUGCGGGGCCCCGGCUGCGGUCCGGCUGCCAUGGAUCCGCCGGCGGGAGCCGCUCACCGCCUGCUCUGCCCCGCGCUGCUGCUGCUGCUGCUGCUGCUGCCGCCGCUCCUGCUGCCGCCGCCGCCCGCGGACGCCCGACUCGCCGCCGCCGCCGCCGACCCCCCAGGAGGGCCCCUGGGGCACGGAGCGGAGCGCAUCCUGGCGGUGCCGGUGCGCACUGACGCCCAGGGCCGCUUGGUGUCCCACGUGGUGUCGGCGGCGUCUGCCCAGGCUGGGGUACGCGCCCGCAGGGCCGCCCCUGACCAGACCCCGGGCUUACCUGGAGGCAACCAGGAGGACCCCGGCGGCCGCCUCUUCUACAAUGUCACAGUCUUCGGCCGAGACCUGCACCUGCGGCUGCGGCCCAAUGCCCGCCUCGUGGCGCCCGGGGCCACGGUGGAGUGGCAAAGCGAGUCGGGCGCCACCCGCGUGGAGCCCCUGCUCGGGACGUGCCUCUAUGUCGGAGACGUGGCGGGCCUGGCUGAAGCCUCCUCCGUGGCGCUCAGCAACUGCGAUGGGCUCGCUGGCCUGAUCCGUAUGGAAGAGGAGGAGUUCUUCAUCGAGCCCUUGGAGAAGGGGCUGGCAGCUGAGGAGGCUGAGCAGGGCCGUGUGCAUGUGGUGUAUCGCCGGCCACCCACUCCCAGAUCCCCUCCUCUGGGAGGGCCACAGGCCCUGGACACAGGGCCCCCCCCGGGCAGCCUGGAUAACCUCAGCCGUGCCCUGGGUGUCCUGGAGGAGCGUGUCAAUGGCUCGAGGCGCAGAGCGAGAAGGCACGCUGCAGAUGGUGACUACAACAUCGAGGUUCUGCUGGGUGUGGAUGACUCUGUGGUCCAGUUCCAUGGGAAGGAGCAUGUGCAGAAGUACCUGCUCACGCUCAUGAACAUCGUCAACGAAAUCUAUCAUGACGAGUCCUUGGGGGCCCACAUCAAUGUCGUGUUGGUGCGGAUAAUCCUGCUUAGCUACGGGAAGUCCAUGAGCCUCAUUGAGAUUGGGAACCCCUCUCAGAGCCUGGAGAACGUCUGCCGCUGGGCUUACCUCCAGCAGAAGCCGGACACAGGUCACGAUGAAUACCACGAUCAUGCCAUCUUCCUCACAAGGCAGGACUUCGGGCCUUCGGGCAUGCAAGGCUAUGCUCCUGUCACCGGGAUGUGCCACCCCGUCCGUAGCUGCACUCUGAACCACGAGGAUGGCUUCUCCUCGGCGUUCGUGGUGGCCCACGAGACCGGCCAUGUGCUGGGCAUGGAGCACGAUGGGCAGGGCAACCGCUGUGGUGACGAGGUGCGGCUGGGCAGCAUCAUGGCGCCGCUGGUGCAGGCAGCCUUCCACCGCUUCCACUGGUCCCGCUGCAGCCAGCAGGAGCUGAGCCGCUACCUGCACUCCUAUGACUGCCUGCGGGAUGACCCCUUUGCCCACGACUGGCCGGCGCUGCCCCAGCUCCCAGGGCUGCAUUACUCCAUGAACGAGCAGUGCCGCUUCGACUUCGGCCUGGGCUACAUGAUGUGCACAGCAUUCCGGACCUUCGACCCCUGCAAACAGCUGUGGUGCAGCCACCCUGACAAUCCUUACUUUUGCAAGACCAAGAAGGGCCCCCCCCUGGACGGGACCAUGUGUGCACCUGGCAAGCACUGCUUUAAAGGACACUGCAUCUGGCUGACGCCUGACAUUCUCAAACGGGAUGGCAACUGGGGCGCCUGGAGUCCGUUCGGCUCCUGCUCACGCACCUGCGGCACAGGUGUGAAGUUCAGGACCCGCCAGUGUGACAACCCACACCCAGCCAACGGGGGUCGCACCUGCUCUGGCCUUGGCUAUGACUUCCAGCUGUGCAACCCCCAGGACUGCCCUGACACCCUGGCUGACUUCCGCGAGGAGCAGUGCCGCCAGUGGGACCUGUACUUCGAGCACGGUGACGCCCAGCACCACUGGCUGCCCCAUGAGCACCGGGAUGCCAAGGAGAGAUGUCACCUCUACUGCCAGUCCAAGGAGACCGGGGAGGUGGUGUCCAUGAAGCGUAUGGUGCACGAUGGGACACGCUGCUCCUACAAGGACGCCUUCAGCCUCUGUGUGCGUGGGGAGUGCAAGAAGGUGGGCUGUGACGGAGUGAUCGGCUCCAGCAAGCAGGAAGAUAAGUGUGGCGUGUGCGGAGGGGACAACACCCACUGCAAAGUGGUCAAGGGCACAUUCACACGCUCCCCCAAGAAGCUCGGUUACAUCAAGAUGUUUGAGAUUCCGGCAGGAGCCAGGCACCUGCUCAUCCAGGAGGCAGACACUACCAGCCACCACCUGGCCGUCAAGAACCUGGAGACAGGCACGUUCAUUUUAAAUGAAGAGAAUGACGUGGACCCCAAUUCCAAAUCCUUCAUUGCUAUGGGCGUGGAGUGGGAGUACCGGGAUGAGGACGGCCGGGAGACGCUGCAGACCAUGGGCCCUCUCCACGGCACCAUCACCGUUCUGGUCAUCCCGCAGGGAGACGCCCGGAUCUCACUGACGUACAAGUACAUGAUCCAUGAGGACUCGCUCAACGUAGACGGCAACAAUGUCCUGGAAGACGACUCUGUGGGCUACGAGUGGGCCCUGAAGAAGUGGACUCCUUGCUCCAAGCCCUGCGGUGGAGGCUCCCAGUUUACCAAGUAUGGCUGCCGCCGGAGGCUAGACCACAAGAUGGUGCACCGAGGCUUCUGCGACGCCCUCACGAAGCCCAAAGCCAUCCGCAGGGCUUGCAACCCACAGGAGUGCUCCCAGCCAGUGUGGGUCACAGGGGAAUGGGAGCCUUGCAGUCAGAGCUGUGGGCGGACGGGCACGCAGGCUCGCACCGUGCGCUGCAUACAGCUGCUGCACAACAACACCACCCGCUCCGUGCACACCAAACACUGCAACGACGCCCGGCCCGAGGGCCGCCGGGCCUGCAACCGUGAGCUCUGCCCUGGCCAGUGGCGGGCCGGACCCUGGUCCCAGUGCUCUGUGACCUGUGGCAAUGGUACCCAGGAGCGGCCAGUGCUCUGCCGAACGGCGGAUGACAACUUCGGGGUCUGCCAGGAGGAACGGCCUGAGACAGCCAGGAUCUGCCGGCUGGGCCCCUGUCCCCGAAACAUCUCUGAUCCUUCCAAGAAGAGCUACGUGGUUCAGUGGCUGUCCCGACCGGACCCCGACUCUCCAGUCCAGAAGACCUCGUCAAAGGCCCGCUGCCAAGGCGACAAGUCAAUGUUCUGUAGGAUGGAAGUCUUGUCGCGCUAUUGCUCCAUCCCAGGCUACAACAGGCUGUGCUGCAGAUCCUGUAACCUGCACGACAACCUCACCGAUGUGGAUGACAGGGCGGAGCUGCCACCUGGGAAGAACAACGACAUUGAAGACCUCGUGCCCACCCUCCCAGCGCCCACCCUCGUCAUGGAGGUGCGGCCUCCGCCGGGCACGCCCUUGCAGGUGCCCCUCAACACUUCCAGCGCCAACGGCACUGAGGAUCACCCAGACACCAACGCAGUCGACGUGCCCUACAAAAUCAACGGCCUGGAUGAGGAAGGCCAGCCGCCCAACCUGAUCCCUCGACGACCGAGCCUGUAUGAAAAGACCAGAAACCAGAGAAUCCAAGAGCUUAUCGAUGAGAUGAGGAAGAAAGAGAUGCUCGGGAAGUUCUAAUAAAAUGGAAAGAUAGCAUCAAUAGCAUUUUUUUUCUUGCUUAUAGAUUAUAUUCCAUGGGAUGGCAGAUCGUGGAGAGGAAGUGAAAAUGUCUGAUUCCAACAGGUUUUAAGAAAACAAAGAGGAGAAUGACAUAAACAUCUAUACAUGUGGUUGUGAGCGCGGGGCAGCUAGGUUCACGCAUGUGUUUGUGUCCCAGCUCUGGAAUGUUCUAAGUCCUGUCCUGGGGUUGGGUGUGGAGUGGGGAGAGGAAACACGUGCCCCAAGUUUCUGAGCAGUGAUUGGGAAUCUUCCUGUCCUUGGUGGUGACAGCCCUUCUGGAGAACAUUCUGGAGAAAUGUUCUGCAGGAACAUUUCCUACCAAUCCCCAGACCGAGGCACAAGCCCCAUGGGGAACUCUUAUUAGGAGAAACAGUGAUUUGUUUACUAAUUGACCAGUCACUGAGAUGAGCACAAUGAAGUGGAGGCCGUGAACUUGAAAGUCCGUGACGUCAAGGGCCAGGCAGGUGUCGAGGAUGAGUGUGGCAGCCCAUGGGGGACUGUGACCAACCUGAGAGCCGCACCCCACUAGUGCUGCUUUUGGGUUCCAGCCACUGCUGCCUCUGUGACCGCAGGCUCCUGGGGCCAGAUAGGGUGCUUUCAGUAGAAGUCUAGAUUUGCAUGCGAAAUCCUCAAUCCUAAAAGUUCAACCCAAAAUAUUUCCGGGGGGGGGGGGGGUUCUGGAAGGUCUUUUAGGGUCUAGAGCCACCAGUCUGCAGCCUCUGGUCUCCAGGCUCGGCCAGAUGCAGUCUCUCAAAGUAACGACUUAAGGAAGGAAAGCCAUCUGGCCCGACUGGCGCUCAGGCACUGUGUUUGACUCAGCCCACUCUGAGCUGUGAAGCUGUCUACUUCUUCCCCAGAAGGUACGGAGAAUCCUGUAACUAACUGGACUUGAUCUGAACAGUGGGCUGCCUUUCCUACAGGAGGAGAAGACUGCAGGGUGCACUCUCUGGCUCUCCCAGGCCUCUUUCCUAUUGGCCCACCCGGCCUGCGUGCUGCCUCUUGGCCAGCCUGGCCUUGGACCCGGGGCUCCCCAGGGGAGGCUCUCCCUCCCCAAGUGCGUUGGAAGAAUGAGGGGGGCAUGCGCUCUGCUGGAUAGUCCAGCGACUUUCCCAGAGGGGAGAGAAGGGGAGUGGCUGUGCUCUGGGUUCUGAGAUGGUGCUCUGCCUGCUCAGGUUUGCUCCUAAAGACGAAGGCCAGCUUCUAUUGC